GCAAAUGUUAGUAAUGGUUAUGUGCAUAAUGCACAUAGUUCAGUGAGCAAUUAUUUGCAAAGCCUUCUUUCUCAACUUGGCGGAAGUUAUAAAAAACCUUCUACUACAUCCCCUCUGACUACAUCAUCGACAACUGAGUACAAACUGGAAGAAGAAGAAGAAGAAGAUGAUUGGAUACCAGAUUCAUUGGAAGGACAACUAGAAGAUGAAAACGCAAUUGCUGCAAGAACUACUACAACUACUCCAGCAACUGGAUCCAGUUAUAACCCUCAACAAUAUCCUCCUGUAUAUGAAGAAGAAGAAGAAGAUGAUUGGAUACCAGAUUCUUUGGAAGGACAAUUAGAAGAUGAAAACGCAAUUGCUGCAAGAACUACUACAACCACCACAACAACUACAACUCCUUCGCCUGCACUUAAUAUUUAG
Messenger RNA from Pediculus humanus corporis (human body louse), 423 nucleotides. RefSeq lists its product as uncharacterized. The transcript has 2 exons. The record is from RefSeq and is a predicted model, not a curated record. The annotation marks the transcript as partial. Lineage: Eukaryota; Metazoa; Arthropoda; Insecta; Psocodea; Pediculidae.